UCCAUUUCCAUCAUGGCCCACCAAAACCGCCUCGCAAACACUCACGUCCUCGUCUUUGGCGGGACGUCUGGCAUCGGCUUCGCCAUAGCAAACAUGUGCCUUUCGUACGGGGCACGCGUCACUAUCUCUGGAUCCACACAGGCCAAAGUGAAUUCCAAGGUGGACAAACUGCGCUCGCUGUAUCCCAGCAUCGCCCCGGAAGAUGUAGCGGGCUUCGCCGUUGAUCUCUGUGACAAAGAGCAUCUCGAGGCCAAUUUGACGGCGCUGCUCGACCAGGCGACGCACAAGGGGGCGAAGAAGAUCGACCAUAUCGCUUUUACGGCGGGAAAUGCGCUUCCAAUCGUCAAGAUAGGUGAUUUUGAUCUCGCUACGUUGGCGGAUGGGUUCAGCGUGCGUCUUGUGGCUGCGUGUAUGGUGGCAAAGGUGGUUGCGAAUGGAGAGUACAUGCCUCGUUCCGCUUCCAGCUCCAUUACUCUGACCGGAGGCUCGAAUACGCAUCGACCCAUGACGAACUGGGCGUUGGUUGCGGCGAUAGGUGCAUCGAUCGAAGGCCUCGUGCGCGGUCUUGCCGUGGACCUUGCGCCGAUUCGCGCCAAUGCUGUCAUUCCUGGUGCUAUUGAGACGGAGUUGUUGGAGGGCUUCCUGGCAGGUUCUAGCACCGAGGCAGUUGAGAAGAUGAAGAAAACGGCUAGUCUGAGUGGAGAGUUUGGUCGGCCAGAGGAUAUUGCUGAGGCGUAUGGAUGGGUGAUGAAGGAUAGGUUUGUGACAGGGACUAUGGUGUGUAGUGAUGGUGGGCACUUGCUUAUGGGAACGGAAUAG
This is a messenger RNA of Exserohilum turcica Et28A, 819 nucleotides long. RefSeq lists its product as uncharacterized. The coding region runs from base 13 to 819 and encodes 268 amino acids. The transcript has a single exon. Gene Ontology annotation, molecular function: oxidoreductase activity. Lineage: Eukaryota; Fungi; Ascomycota; Dothideomycetes; Pleosporales; Pleosporaceae. The record is from RefSeq and is a predicted model, not a curated record.